Cicer arietinum (chickpea) is the source of this 2754-nucleotide messenger RNA. RefSeq names its product leucine-rich repeat receptor-like protein kinase PXC1. Gene Ontology annotation, biological process: protein phosphorylation. The record is from RefSeq and is a predicted model, not a curated record. Gene Ontology annotation, molecular function: ATP binding; protein kinase activity. Lineage: Eukaryota; Viridiplantae; Streptophyta; Magnoliopsida; Fabales; Fabaceae.
AUCAUUCACACAACAACCAUAACCAUCUGUUAUAUCUUUAAUCAUCAUAUUACAUAUUCCCUCUCUCCUAACUAAUUAAUCUCCACAACAUAGUAUAUAUCACAUUCACCCUUCUUAAUCAUACUCAUCCAUGCAUGCCACAUCAAAAAUAAUCCUUCCAAAUUUCGCUCUCUCCCCAUACAUAUAGAAAGCAUGACAACACUCAUGACUUUCACUUGCUUUAUACAAUUUUUAAAACAUUAAACAACAACAUUGUUUCAUCUUCAUCUUCAUUUUCAUCCCAUGAUCAUGAUGAUGAACUCUGUCAUCAUCUUCUUCUUCUUCACAAUCUACAUUGUACCAUGUCUAACACAUAAUGACACACAAGCACUCACCCUCUUCCGCCGCAAUACCGACACACACGGCCGCCUCCUGACUAACUGGACUGGCACCGACGCCUGCUCCGCCUCAUGGCACGGCGUCAUUUGCUCCCCAAACAACCGUGUCACGACUCUCACUCUCCCUUCCCUCAAUCUCCGAGGACCCAUAGAAUCUCUCUCUCCUCUCACCCACCUCCGCCUCCUCGACCUCCAUAACAACCGCCUUAACGGUACCGUUGCACCUUCUCUCCUCUCCAAUUGCACAAAUCUCAAACUUCUCUACCUCGCCGGAAACGACUUCUCCGGCGAAAUCCCACCGGAAAUCUCCUCCCUGAAAAACCUCCUCCGCCUUGACCUCUCCGACAACAACCUCGCCGGCGAAGUUCCCAGCGAAAUAUCCCGCUUAACCAACCUGCUCACUCUGAGACUUCAGAACAACGCACUCUCCGGCAACAUCCCUGACCUCUCAUCCGCCAUGCCGAAUCUCACAGAACUCAACUUAACCAAUAACGAAUUCUCCGGUCACGUGCCAAACUCAUUGCUGAACAAAUUCAGCAAAGAAAGCUUCUCCGGUAACGAAGGUUUAUGCGGUUCAAAAUCGUUCCCGGUUUGUUCCUUCACCGAAAACAACCCUCUUUCUCCUGAACCGGUUCAAACCGUUCCUUCAAACCCAAGUUCGUUCCCUGAAACAAGCGUAAUCGCAAGACCAAUAAGUGAAUCUCAUAAAGGGUUAAGCCCUGGCGUUAUCGUAGCAAUAGUUGUUGCAAAUUGCGUUGCAUUGUUGGUUGUUACUUCGUUUAUUGUUGCUCAUUGUUGUGCUAAAGGGAGAGGGUAUAAAAGUAAUUCCAUAAUGGGUAGUGAAGGUGGGAAGAGAAAAAGUGGGAGUAGUUAUGGUGGUGAGAAGGUGUAUAAUGGAAACGGUGGGGGUGUUGAUAGUGAUGGGAAUGGGACAAGUGGAACUGAAAUGAGUAAGCUUGUGUUUUUUGAUAGGAGAAGUGAGUUUGAGUUGGAGGAUUUGUUACGUGCUUCUGCUGAGAUGCUUGGGAAGGGUAGUUUGGGAACUGUUUAUAGGGCAGUGCUUGAUGAUGGUAGUACUGUUGCUGUUAAGAGGCUUAAAGAUGCAAACCCUUGUGCUAGACAUGAGUUUGAACAGUAUAUGGAUGUCAUUGGGAAGCUUAAACACCCUAAUAUUGUUAGACUUAGAGCUUAUUAUUAUGCCAAGGAAGAAAAGCUUCUUGUUUAUGAUUAUCUUUCAAAUGGAAGCUUGUAUGCUCUUCUUCAUGGGAACCGUGGACCGGGGAGGAUUCCAUUGGAUUGGACAACAAGAAUAAGCUUGGUGUUAGGAGCAGCAAGAGGGCUUUGUCGGAUUCAUGCAGAGUAUAGUGCAGCAAAAGUACCUCAUGGAAACGUGAAAUCAUCUAAUGUGCUACUUGACAAGAAUGGCAAUGCUUGCAUAUCUGACUUUGGCUUGUCACUGCUGUUAAACCCUGUUCAUGCAAUUGCAAGAUUGGGAGGGUACAGAGCACCUGAACAGACAGAACAAAAGAGACUGUCUCAGCAAGCUGAUGUGUACAGUUUUGGAGUGUUGCUGUUGGAAGUUCUCACAGGGAAAGCUCCUUCGUUGCAAUAUCCUUCCCCAGCAGCUCGUCCUCGUAUCGAUGAAGAGGAGCAAACUGUGGUCGAUCUUCCCAAAUGGGUUCGAUCAGUUGUGAAAGAAGAGUGGACUGGAGAGGUUUUUGAUCAAGAACUUCUGCGAUACAAGAACAUUGAGGAAGAGCUUGUGUCGAUGCUACAUGUUGGUUUGGCUUGUGUGGUGCCGCAGCCAGAGAAGAGGCCAACUAUGGUAGAUGUUGUUAAGAUGAUUGAGGAUAUCAGGGUGGAGCAAUCUCCUCUAGGGGAGGAUUAUGAUGAAUCGCGCAAUUCACUUUCACCUUCCAUUCCCACCACAGAAGAUGGUCUUGUUUAGGGAUUAUAGUGCAUUAAUAUUGUCUGGUAUAUAUGUUAUUACAGUUCAGGAAGGAGGAGUAAGUACACCAGUGCAGUAGUAUUUAACUUAUCUUUGCCCUUCUUUCAGUUGCAUUGUGUGGCUGCAAAUUAGCUAGCUCUUCGAUUAUGUUUAGUGUUCUUCGUAAAAUUUGUGGACUUUAUGAAAUUCCAUUGUUGAACGUGGCAGAAAUCUGAGGACCUUCAGCUUGACUUUGGAAUAAAGUCAUGUCUAGUUGAAUUGUAUUGUAUGAUAGUACAUUUGAAUUUUUCUUCAGUCUUUAGGAAUCAUAAUAGAACUAAUGAUUCUAAUUCGAUGGCACUAUUGUUAAAGCGCCGUGAAACCACAAUCAUGAUUCAUGAGUUGUGUCUGCUGUUUCUGCAACACUUACUUGCAAGUAGGUUAAUUAUA